Molecule: messenger RNA, 2220 nt
Organism: Fonsecaea monophora
Lineage: Eukaryota; Fungi; Ascomycota; Eurotiomycetes; Chaetothyriales; Herpotrichiellaceae
Exons: 2
Coding region: 1-2220 (739 amino acids)
Cellular component (GO): nucleus
Source: RefSeq, a predicted model, not a curated record
AUGGCGACCAGGGCCUCUGGACUGAACGGUCCAAAGCGCCCGUUCCGCGAUCAAAAGCGACAGACCAGGCUACAGUUCUCGUCUCUGUCUUCCUCACCUCCUGGACCAGGGAGUCCCAGUCCACGUGUCUCAGAUCUACGAGCUGGAACAGCAUAUAAGCGAUCAAACACUCUCCCUCGCCGAUCGGACGAGCCCUACCCCGAACCUUCGUAUCCACCAACUCUGGAGGCUCCUGCGGAUUCGCAUCUCCAAAGUCAUGAACGAUCUGAAGAACUGCAUCAGACCUUAUUUCCCUCGUCGCCCACAGUCCACCGAGUUUUACAAAUCGAUCUAUCCGACGGCACGGACGAAGAUGACUUGGUCUCUCCCGCUCAAAAGAAGCGCAAAUCGUCCUCUAUCCUCCCGCCUACGCAACCAACCAUUCUACCUUCCGCGAGGAAGUCGAAGCGGUUAAACCCUGACUCCUCCCCAGGUGAACAUGAGGACUCGCAAUUACCUAGUUCCUCCUCUCCACGGAGGAGGUCAGGAAGAUUACGUCGCAUGCCAUCACCAUCAGGAGGACAGUCAAGUCGGCAGUUGAGUCGCCCUGGGAGUUCUCGCUCUGUUCCGUUCGUGGAUAUCUCAUCCCCAGCCUAUCGCUCUACCUUUUCUGAUAUUGGAUCUCCGGAGACGAGUGACGAUGACGAUCCUGUCAUGACAUCCAAGCCGACAACGCGGAGGAAAGCAAGACUAGAUAAUGACGAUGAAGACCCUUGCGUGAUAGACCAGAAGAGCCUUGCGAGAUCGACGCCGAAGCGGAAAAAAAGCAGGGGCGAUGACUUCGUGGUGGAUGAUGAAGAAGUUGAAUUUCUCUCUUCUGAGGAUGAAAACGAUAGAACUAGGGUACAACCACCCACAAAAUUGUGGAGAUUGAAGCCGAAGCACAGGUCUUCCAAAGCAUCUAGGCGUCGAGCUAGGGAAGAACAGGAUGAACUCGAGGAAGAUCUGCACGACCUACAGGAUUCAGUUCAGGAAGUAAUUGAGCCAAGGGCGCGAACCAGAGGAGGUCCAGUCACAACUCAACGCGAUAAGGCUCGAGAGCAUUUACAGCUCUUGAAGAGACGGCGUGCAGGCGAAAAAAUCCCACGUGUCCGCGACUCCGACGAAGAAUCAGACGAAGGAUUGGAAGGCGUUGACAUCAACUUUAUCGGCCAGCCACAUCUCAACGUCUCCAGCGACCAGUCUUCGGAUCCGGCGAGUGAUGUGGACCAGGUAAACGAUGACGAAGACGGACAAGAGGAGGACGACGACGAUUUUGUUGUUGACGAUUCAAAAGGGAGACUCGGCCGACCACAUUCGGAUAUGCCACUACAAUUCACGUCAUUUGCCUCGGCCAAACCAAGAGAACUCUUCCCUCACAUUAUUGAGUGGAUGGUCAAGAACAAAAUCGCGCCAGCCUUCAACCGCGAUGAUCCAGUGUAUAACCUCGCCUUUGAUCGCCUGGACGACCAAGUCAAAGCUCAAGCAGGAAGCAGACUUAUCUCGGCAGCAUGGGGUACCGACUUCAAACGAGCCAUACUGGCAAGGCCGACUAUGGAAGUCGUAGCAUUGCCAGGCGAAGAUGACGAGCACAUGCGAACCUGCGAUGCUUGUAACCGUACCAACAACCCUGCUCGCUAUGAGUUCGUCUUCUCCGGCGCACCAUACUAUAAGAAAACACUUGAACCUGUCGAUAAUGAGGAUGAGGGCGAAGAUGAGGGCGACGAACAUGACGCGAAUAAUACCACCACCUACGACGAAAAUGGCCAUGCCAUCUCUGCUCAGCAAACACGCUUUUACUUGGGUCGUUUUUGCGCUGCCAAUGCCGAAAUGGGACACAAACUCACGCAUUGGAAAUAUCGUCUCAACGAAUCCCUGAUGACCUAUCUCAAAGCACAAGGUGUUCUCUCAGCGGACGCCAUCGUCUCGCGCGAACAGAGGAAUAAAAGGAAGCGCGAAAAGGAAGCAGAGAAAAUUGUGGACAGCAUGCAGGAAACGGGUGUAAUUGCAGAGUUCUGGCGUGAAUUUGAAAAUGAUCUCAACGACGCGAGGUUGGGGAUGGAGGACUUUGAAAAGCGAGGUGGGAGGUCGAAGGGAAGAGUAGGGGCGAUCCGAGUGAUGACGGGUGGACUGGUCAGGGAAUGGAAUAAUGACAAGUAUCGGCUGACGAAGGCCUUGGAAUCGGAUUCAGAGCAGGAGUAA